AUGGUUGAGUGCCCCGCCAUUGCAAUCGCAGGCCUCGCAUGCGAGACUUCAGUUUUCACGCCCUCCAGGACGCUUUCGCCUGCUUUCCAAGCCAAACGCGGACACGAAAUCAUCAAAUACUAUCCUUUCAUCGACAAUGAUGCCCCCCUGGGGAGAAUCGCGCAUUGGCACGGGGCUCUGAUCGGUCAUGCCCUACCUGGAGGCAUUGUAACGCGUGCCUCGUUCGAGGAGCUCGCCGACGAGAUCAUAGCCAGACUGAGGCUCAUUGUAUCAUCGACUACCAUUCAUGGACUGUGGUACGAUAUCCAUGGCGCCAUGUGCGUCGAAGGGAUGGAUGACUGUGAAGCAAAGCUCCUUCGGCGUAUACGACAAGUUAUUGGCCACGGUGUCGUUGUGUCGGCGUCCAUGGACCUGCACGGCAAUGUCAGUCGCGAACUCGUGCACGAGACAGAUCUCAUCACCUGUUACCGCACCGCACCGCACAUUGACGUGCGGGAGACCAAGGAGAGGGCUUGCCGUAACUUGGUCGAGCUACUCAUGGAGGCUCCCGCUGGAAGACGAGCAGAUGGCAGACUCGUGCUGCCUCUCAAAUCAUGGAUCCCUCUGCCAGUCCUACUUCCAGGCGAGCAGACCUCAACCCGCGUCGAGCCGGCAAAGCACAUCUAUGAUGCCGUUUCCGUUGCAGAGUCGAAGAGCGGUGUAGUCGAUGCUGCAAUCUGGGUUGGCUAUCCAUGGGCUGAUGAGCCACGAAACCGUGCGGCGGUCGUGGUGACAGGCUGGAAUCCAGAUUCUGUUAAGCAUGAAGCUGAGAAACUGGCUCAGGUGUUUUGGGAUGCUCACGAGGACUUUGACUUUGUCGGUCCGACAGGAUCUUACGACGAAUGCCUCGACGAGGCCGUCCUAUCCAAGGAUCGUCCGUUCUUCAUCAGCGACUCCGGAGAUAACCCUACAGCUGGUGGAAGCGGCGACAUGACAUGGGGCUUGAUGCACCUGCUAGCUCGGCCCGAGUUCAAACAACCUUCUGGUCCGACAGUGAUCUAUGCCAGUGUGCCCGAUGCCAAAGCAGUGCACACAUGUGUUGACGCAGGCCUAGGUGCAACCGUCACUGUGACUGUCGGCGCCAAGGUUGACGAUAUUCAUGCGGAUCCAAUCACUCUGACGGGCCGAGUGUAUUCGAUCAAACAUGGAGACAGACAUGCCCGAGUCGAGGUUGUUGUGCAAGUGGGCAGUGUCUUUGCUAUCCUCACCGAGCUCCGCAAACCCUACCAUCACGAGCACGACUUCACGGAUCUCGACCUCAAGCCUCGAGAGGCGGACAUCGUUAUUGUGAAGAUUGGUUAUCUGGAACCAGAAUUGCAUGACAUGGCAGCUGAUUGGAGACUUGCUCUUUCGCCUGGUGGUGUGGAUCAAGAUCUGAAAAGACUUGGGCAUGCCCGCAUUCACAGACCCAUGUAUCCGUUCGAUAACUUCGACAAGGCGCCUCCCCUUUCAGCCCGCGUCAUUCCACCUUCGUAUGAACCACUCUGUGGGCCAGAUGAAUGA
Fonsecaea erecta is the source of this 1542-nucleotide messenger RNA. RefSeq lists its product as hypothetical. The transcript has a single exon. Bases 1 to 1542 code for a protein of 513 amino acids. Lineage: Eukaryota; Fungi; Ascomycota; Eurotiomycetes; Chaetothyriales; Herpotrichiellaceae. The record is from RefSeq and is a predicted model, not a curated record.